This is a messenger RNA of Cooperia oncophora, 420 nucleotides long. The record is from the annotation of a GenBank genome assembly. NCBI's taxonomy places the organism in Eukaryota, Metazoa, Nematoda, Chromadorea, Rhabditida, Trichostrongylidae.
AUGGUUUCUGAGCGGUCGCUUAAGAUGAUUACGUUGAGUUACAUCGUACUUAAGAUAACGGUUUUAUCACUAAUUCACUUAUGGAUCUCUGUGAAAUGCUCACGGCGUUCAAAGAAAAAGGCUAUGUCGUCAACAUCGAGUUACAUCGAAGAAAACACCAAAGCUGAAGAGAAAAUGGAUAGGCCAAUGUGGGACAAGAAUUUCCCGAAGAUACUUCCCCCACCGGAGAACAAAGAAGUGGACGUGGAACUCGACAUGCUAGUGAUACCAGGCGGAUCGGUGUUGGAUGAACCGAAACCGAAAGCGAAAAAGGCUACUCCACGAAUGGAUGUACUCGAUCCAAACGAGCUAAUAUUCGAUGAUCGAACUCAAGGAAGUCACGAACCGUUGAAUAAAUCCAAAGAAAAGCUCGCCAUGGCC